Molecule: messenger RNA, 1761 nt
Organism: Silurus meridionalis
Lineage: Eukaryota; Metazoa; Chordata; Actinopteri; Siluriformes; Siluridae
Gene: tmco1
Product: transmembrane and coiled-coil domains 1
Exons: 7
Coding region: 95-661 (188 amino acids)
Biological process (GO): endoplasmic reticulum calcium ion homeostasis
Cellular component (GO): endoplasmic reticulum; cytoplasm; endoplasmic reticulum membrane
Molecular function (GO): calcium channel activity
Source: RefSeq, a predicted model, not a curated record
UAUUGAUGAUGUCACUUAAUGCUGACGCUGUUCUUCGACAGAAAUAUCCCACCGUUAGCUAUAGUGCGGUCCUGUAAUCAUACAUUUAUUCAAAAUGAGUACUAUGUUCGCAGACACAAUACUUAUUGUCUUCAUAUCUGUUUGCACUGCGUUAUUGGCUGAAGGUAUAACAUGGGUUUUGGUAUACCGCACUGACAAGUACAAGAGGCUCAAGGCUGAAGUAGAAAAGCAAAGUAAAAAAUUGGAGAAGAAGAAAGAGACAAUUACAGAAUCUGCUGGUCGUCAACAGAAGAAAAAAAUAGAGAGGCAGGAGGAGAAACUCAAGAACAACAACCGAGACCUGUCAAUGGUCAGAAUGAAGUCAAUGUUUGCCAUUGGUUUCUGCUUUACAGCACUAAUGGGCAUGUUCAAUUCCAUCUUUGAUGGGAGGGUUGUAGCAAAGCUUCCGUUUGUUCCCCUGUCCUAUAUCCAAGGCCUUUCUCACCGCAACCUUCUGGGUGAAGAUUAUACUGACUGCUCAUUUAUCUUCCUGUAUAUCCUGUGCACCAUGUCUAUUAGACAGAACAUCCAGAAGAUGCUGGGUCUGGCACCAUCUCGGGCUGCCACCAAACAAGCUGGAGGCUUUUUGGGACCCCCUCCACAAGCUGCAAAGUUCUCAUAAUAUUAUUAAGCAGUAUGCUCUGUCUCUUGUUUUGGUUGCAGAAAUGCUUUGGACAGACUUGAUGCAACCAAACUCACUCUUGACAAAAGAGAAAACAAUAUUUAAAUGCAGCUACCACUGCCUGUGGUGACCUCACUGUAUAUAUGUUUUUUCUAUGUUUAGAUUUGGCUUAAUGAUUUUAUAACUAGAAUGUUUAAAUGAUGGCAAAAACCUAACCUUUUCUUUUCCUUACAUUUUGUUGGUAAAUUAAUCUUCUUUUUUUUUUUUGCUUGCAUACAUUUUGAAAAAAACAGCUACAUUUAGAAUAUUAAUCAGUAGUAUAAAUUGGGUCACCUGUUACCAAUCCCAAGGAAAAAGACAAUUCUUUUAAAAUACUUUGAUAUUAGUUAUUUUAAAUGUUAAAUGAAAAAUUAUGUAUUUAACAGUGUCUUGAAAUAUGAACGAUAAUAGUGCUGUAUUAAAAUAGAACAGUAUUAGAAAUGAUUUCUUCCAAACAUCUGACAUUUUAAAUGCCACAUACAGGUUUCUGUUAUUCUAAAAAUAAUUCCAUAACUUUAAAAUAAGUUUUCCUGCUCAAUGUUGGACCAUACAGACUUUAUAUAUUAUUGAAUUGUUUUAUAUGGGGUCCCCAAGGACAGGAAAACUGUACUAGUUCCCAUAGGCUUUGGCAUCAUGUUUGUAGGCUUUUACAUAAUUUCAAACUACAUGCUAGAGUUAAGAAGGAGCACUGACCUGGGAAAAUGGGGUAGGAGUCAUCGAAUGUUUUCAUUUUAAUUUGAGUACUUUGGUUAUGCAAUACAAAUUCCGGGUUCUCUGGGUCACCACAUGACUGCACUAAAUAAUGAUCAGAUUGUGGGCAUUCUCUUUUGUUAUAGUUUCUAGAUUAGUGACCUGACAAACUGCUACGCUUUCUCCAUUUUCUUAUUUUAUUUGAAAUGAAAGACUAAUUAUUGGUAAGGAAUUUAUUUAUGCACACACAUGAACAUGUGUCCUAGAAUGAUUAAAGGUUAAAUUGUAUGGAAUCUAUUGCUGUAAUUUUUGCUUUUGUAAUUGUUUUAUGGUGAUCAUGCUUGGUGAAUAAAAAUGGUACAGGUGUCUCA